AUGCCCAUCUACAACAUCUACUUGUUCAAUCGAAAAGGGCUACUCCUCUACUAUCGCGAAUGGAAACGCGACCGGCAAAACGGGAUGGAUCGCUCCGAAGAGGGCAAACUAUUCUUCGGCAUGCUGCUCUCCCUAAAAUCAUUUGCUGAGCGGAUGUCGUCGCGCGAGGGCUAUCAAACGAUACGCUUCUUCAAGACUUCCGCCUACAAAUGCUCAUACCUCGAAUCGCCGACCGGCCUGAUUUUUGCCCUGAACGCACACCCAGAAGCGCAUGGAGGAAACGAGCUGCUGCAAGAAAUUUACAAGCUCUACGUCGACACAGUGAUCAAAAAUCCGUUGGCAAACCCUGAAGACCCAAUCGACAACGAGCUCUUCACAACUAGACUCGAUGCCAUAGUUACCAAGCACUCUGCCUUCGCA
This is a messenger RNA of Mesorhabditis spiculigera, 420 nucleotides long. The record is from the annotation of a GenBank genome assembly. NCBI's taxonomy places the organism in Eukaryota, Metazoa, Nematoda, Chromadorea, Rhabditida, Rhabditidae.